ACCAGUGCUUUCGGCCGCAGUUAUGAAAUGGAGGACAAGGAAUACAAACAAAUCCGAUAUGUGUUGCGAGACUUUGGCCGCGAAGCCGGCAAUCGGUUUAUGUUAUGGGAGUUCUCGUCACUCAUCCGUCUUUGGGACCGAAAGUUAGUCCGAAAACAGCGGCAAAUCAUUGAGGAUGUGAUGGCUUUGAUUGCCGACAAAUACCGGACACACAGUGGCGACCACUCGGACGCCAUUGAGCGCGACUUUUGCGAUGCACUCAUCAGUGCUAAGAAUGACGCCCUCAGAGACGGCAAAGAGUCGGCCCCUUAUCUCACGGACCAGAACCUGGCGAUGAUUAUCUACGACCUGUUCUUCGCCGGCAAUGACACCACUCAACGCACGUUUCAAUGGAUUGUACUUUUGAUGACAUACUAUCCGGAAAUGCAGCAGAAGUUGAGACAAGAGAUUGAGUCCCAAAUCGGAGACCGAAUGCCAACACAUGAGGACAGGAAUCGAUGCCAUUAUGUCAUGGCUUUCAUCGCUGAG
Molecule: messenger RNA, 528 nt
Organism: Medioppia subpectinata
Lineage: Eukaryota; Metazoa; Arthropoda; Arachnida; Sarcoptiformes; Oppiidae
Source: the annotation of a GenBank genome assembly